ACAGUUUCGUUCAGUAGGCUGCGUCGCCGCGAAGCUUACCGAUCGAAGUGGUAUUACGUUCGAUUAAUUCCGUCUUGAUUUCCUUCGUUUAUCCAUCCAUCUUUUCUUUUUUUUCUUUUCUCCCCCUUUUUCUUUUUUCUUUCUUUUUCCUUUUCCUUUUCUUCUUUAUUUUUUGCCUUUUACGAAACGUAAAAUAUUUUUACGUUAAAAUUACCAGCACAGAAAAAUAUGAUAAAUUGUCGAAAAAGUUUGGUUAAGGGACGCCCGUUUGUGAGCUACGUAAUAAGUCGAAACCAUCACGGUUCGCUGCACUAAUUUAAUAUACGUGAAAGAGUGUGUGUGAGAGAGAGAUAGACAGACAGAAUAUAGGUGUUAUGAGCGGUGCUUUAUCCAUGUAUGAUGGUUUGGAGAAAGAAACUACAUCAAAUAAUGCAUUGGAAAGCGGUAGCGGUGCUACCAAAAAGUUGGCCAGAGGAAUUUCUAGAGCGACAGAAAAUGCAGCUAUAGUUUCAUACGCGCGUUCUCAAUUCGCUACAUUAGGUUCUUUGGAUACGCCUGAAUUUACAUUUUCUUUACCGGACUUGUCUGUAUAUCCAGAUUCGUUUCGUCAAUUUCUGGAGAAAGAUUUGAUAGAAGGUGGAUGUUUAUCUUCGUUAGAAGCCGCAGGAAGAUUAAAUUGGUGGUGCGGUGGGAAAAAUGGAAGCAAUAGAGUUUUAUGGCCAUUAGCAACUUCGGGAGAUGGUAAUUGUUUGCUUCAUGCAGCUUCUCUCGGUAUGUGGGGUUUCCACGAUCGAUUGCUUACAUUGAGAGAAACUUUGCAUAAUACAUUGAACAAGGGAGAGUAUCGACAUGCUCUUUUUAGAAGAUGGAAAUGGCGUCAAAUGGGUUUAAAUGCUGCCGCUGGUUUAUCUUAUACAGAAGCCGAAUGGAUAUCGGAAUGGCAAACCAUAGUAGAUAUGGCAUCACCGAUACUAAGGAAUCAAACAGCUACUUCUUAUCAAAGUCUUGAAGAGGUACAUGUAUUGGCAUUGGCUCAUGUUUUAAGAAGACCUAUAAUAGUAAUAGCUGAAACAAUGUUAAAAGAUGCGGAAGGAGUAGCUUUGGCACCUAUACCAUUCGGAGGUGUAUACCUUCCGUUGGAAGUAUCAUCUUCUAAUUGUCAUAGAACUCCCUUAUUAUUGGCGUAUCAUUCUGCACAUUUCUCACCAUUAGUUACUGUUCAUGGACAUAAUGACAUUGGUGAUGAUAGUAACGAAGGAGUUAGUAUACCUUUGGUUGAUCCUGACACAGGUCAAAUAUUACCAGUUUUAUUUGCUGUAGAUCCUGGUCCUGAUUGGGAUUGGAUCGAAGGAUCACGUGAUUUGUUGCCUUGCGAGCAAAGCACGAUGGAGAUAUUGAUAAGAGAUUAUUUAGACUGCGAAUAUGUUAAUUUCACAUCGGAAGAAAUUGAUAGGUUGUCCGAUACAGAUGGUUCCUUGUCGAAAACAGCGAAACAAUUGUUAGGUGUUGCGAAACAAUUUGGAUCGAUUGGAAAGUCUAUGAGUAAAAAGUUUUGGUUUACAAAGAGACCGAAAAGUCCACCGUCUUCUUCCAGUGGUAAUUCUACCGAAGGAUUAUUGUGCAUCAAAAUGAAAAGUAGACGUCAUCAAUACGUCGAUCAGAUGUUACAAAACUACCUCGAAUGUGCCCAUGCCAGGUAUCUUCAAGAUCAUCAGAUAGACGAUACUGGCUGUGAAAUGAAUUACGGUGCAGGCAAAUCAAAAUUCUAUGCAGCGAGUGAUCAUGGUAGUCAUGCAAGUGUCAGCAAAUUAUUACCAACGCAUCCAAAUAAAGACCGUACGCUUUAUCUUUCAAGAUCAACAUUCUAUAACGAUCAUACGUCGCCUGAAAAGGCUGAUCGACAGUCAUGGAAUAGUAAUUUGCGGGCUUGCGUAAAGGAGUGUCGCAGUGAACAUUGCCAAUUUUUUGGCUCACCGGAAAAUGAAUAUUAUUGUUCGCAAUGUUGGGCUAAUCGACGUUAUCGCUGAACAAUUUUUCUUUCCUCUUCUUUUUUUUUUUUCUGUCUAUCUUUUUUUUUCUUCUUCUUCUUCUUCUUCCUUGUAACAAAGCAUGACAAUAAUCAUGAUAAAAACCACCGAAUAGCAUACAUAUAAAAAAAUUAAGUUCUUCGUUAAUAUGGAUCAUAAAUCCAAUAACGAAAAGAAAAUUAAUCUUUCUUCGUCGUCACCCUAUAUAUUUUUCUCUCUCUCUCUCUCUCUUUCUCUUUCUCUCUUUUUCUUUCUCGCUUUAUUUAUUUAUUAACAUUCUCAUUAAUUCAUUAAAAUUAAAAAUGCAUAUCAUACAAUAUGUAUUUAAUAAUCAAAGCCGAUUCACUGUUCUUUAUCGAUCAGAGAACGCCUUUCCUACAUAUAGCCAAAACCAAAAGAAAAAAAGAAAAGAAAAAAAAAACACACACAAUACAAAAAAAGCAAAAAAGUGUUUCAAGAGAUUAUAUAUUUUUCAAAUACUGCUGAUAUAUCAUUAUAUAUAUAUAUAUAUACACAUACAUACACACACACACAUACAUAUAUGUACAUAUAUGUACAUGUGCCUUUUUUGUGUCAUUCAUUAUAAAUAUAAAAUAUAUACAUUUAAAGACUAAUAAUUAACUAACAAUACUCAAUGUGAAUCAGUACAAUGGAUAUAUAUAUAUAUAUGUAUAUAUAUAUAUAUAUGUUCUAUACAUAUAUACUGCAACGACCAUACUAACGAUUUCAUUUACAACGCUCUGUACUUAUUAAUCUUGCUUUGAACAUUUAUUUCUUAUAAUAAUAAUAAUAAUAAUAAUAAUAAUAAUAAUAAAGAAAAAUAAUUAUAUAACAAUAAUAAUAAUAAUAAUAAUAAUAAUAAUACGCGUAUAAUAAAAGAUCGAUUUCAUUCGUAAUAAUUAAUUAUCGAUCAGCCAACGUUGUUCGCAUUGUAAAAUUGUGUGGAAAAUAAAGGAAAAAUAUUUUUUUA
Messenger RNA from Vespula pensylvanica (western yellowjacket), 2997 nucleotides. Its product is annotated as OTU domain-containing protein 7B-like. NCBI's taxonomy places the organism in Eukaryota, Metazoa, Arthropoda, Insecta, Hymenoptera, Vespidae. Gene Ontology annotation, cellular component: cytoplasm; nucleus. The coding region runs from base 375 to 2027 and encodes 550 amino acids. Gene Ontology annotation, biological process: protein K11-linked deubiquitination; protein K63-linked deubiquitination; protein K48-linked deubiquitination. Gene Ontology annotation, molecular function: DNA binding; K63-linked polyubiquitin modification-dependent protein binding; cysteine-type deubiquitinase activity. The transcript has 9 exons. The record is from RefSeq and is a predicted model, not a curated record.